AUGAGCUCCGCUGAGGGGACGCUAGCACUCGAGGAACCUCUCAAGGCCAACGACAGCGGAGCCAAUGCCUCCCCCGUUGCGACAAAGAGCUCCCCGAAUGACUUUCUCAAGGGUGUCAUUGGCAAGCCUGUCGUAGUGCGACUGAACUCUGGAGUAGACUACAAAGGGACAUUAUCAUGCCUCGAUGGCUACAUGAACAUCGCGCUCGAAGAGACGACGGAGUGGGUAAAUGGUCAGAUGAAGUCGUCAUACGGGGAUGCGUUCAUCCGAGGAAACAACGUACUUUACAUCACCGCAGCUUGA
Messenger RNA from Tilletiaria anomala UBC 951, 303 nucleotides. Its product is annotated as Sm-like ribonucleoprotein. The record is from RefSeq and is a predicted model, not a curated record. Gene Ontology annotation, biological process: maturation of SSU-rRNA; mRNA splicing, via spliceosome. Gene Ontology annotation, cellular component: sno(s)RNA-containing ribonucleoprotein complex; U4/U6 x U5 tri-snRNP complex; nucleolus. The transcript has 4 exons. The coding region runs from base 1 to 303 and encodes 100 amino acids. NCBI's taxonomy places the organism in Eukaryota, Fungi, Basidiomycota, Exobasidiomycetes, Georgefischeriales, Tilletiariaceae. Gene Ontology annotation, molecular function: RNA binding.